Molecule: messenger RNA, 1807 nt
Organism: Ostrinia furnacalis (Asian corn borer)
Lineage: Eukaryota; Metazoa; Arthropoda; Insecta; Lepidoptera; Crambidae
Product: protein kinase C, brain isozyme-like
Exons: 11
Coding region: 1-1545 (514 amino acids)
Biological process (GO): protein phosphorylation
Molecular function (GO): ATP binding; diacylglycerol-dependent serine/threonine kinase activity
Source: RefSeq, a predicted model, not a curated record
AUGAACGCCGCAUCGACUGGUCGCGUAUCGAGGCCAGGGACGUGCAGCCGCCACGGGAACAAGCUCAGCGUCGAGGUGAAGCAAGGCCGCAACCUGAUCCCCAUGGACCCGAACGGCCUCUCGGACCCCUACGUGAAGAUGAAGCUGAUCCCCGACUCGGACAACGUGAAGAAAAAAACCAAGACCAUCCGCAGCACGCUCAACCCCGUGUGGAACGAGACCCUCACCUUCGAGCUGAAGGCGGAGGACAAGGACCGGAGGCUGCUCAUCGAGGUGUGGGACUGGGACCGAACCUCCCGAAACGAUUUCAUGGGGUCUCUCUCCUUUGGCAUAUCCGAACUGAUGAAGGCCCCGGCUGAGGGCUGGUUCAAGCUCCUCACGCAGGAGGAGGGAGAGUUCUACAACGUGCCGGUGCCUGAGGAAGGCGCUGACCUCGCCCAGCUGAAGAACCAGAUGAGGGCUACGAGUGUUGGAGCUCGUAGGGCUCCGCCCCCGCCUGAUAGGGAGGUGCCGCACAACAUGGCGGCUGCAGACGUCAUCAGGGCAUCGGACUUCAACUUCAUCAUGGUGCUCGGGAAGGGGUCUUUUGGGAAGGUAAUGCUGGCCGAGCGCCGCGGCACCGAUGAGCUCUACGCCAUCAAGAUCCUGAAGAAGGACAUCAUCAUCCAGGACGACGACGUGGAGUGCACGAUGGUGGAGAAGCGGGUCUUGGCUCUGAGCAGCAAGCCGCCCUUCUUAGUGCAGCUGCAUUCCUGCUUCCAGACUAUGGAUCGUCUAUACUUUGUGAUGGAGUACGUGAACGGCGGAGAUCUUAUGUUCCAAAUUCAGCAGUGCGGAAAAUUCAAGGAGCCUGUUGCCGUAUUUUAUGCAGCUGAAAUAGCCAUCGGACUGUUCUUCCUACACUCGCGCGGGAUCGUGUACCGCGACCUGAAACUGGACAACGUGUUGCUCGACCAAGACGGCCACAUCAAGAUCGCUGACUUCGGGAUGUGCAAAGAAGGCAUCAACGGCGACAAAACCACCAAGACCUUCUGCGGGACGCCGGACUAUAUCGCGCCAGAGAUCAUCUUAUACCAGCCGUACGGCAAGUCGGUCGACUGGUGGGCAUACGGGGUGCUGCUGUAUGAAAUGCUUGUGGGACAGCCGCCGUUUGACGGUGAAGAUGAGGAGGAACUGUUCGCUGCUAUCACUGAUAACAGCGUGUCGUAUCCCAAGACUUUGAGCAAGGAAGCGAAAGACGCGUGCAAAGCGUUCCUGACCAAGAACCCGCAGAAGCGUUUGGGAUGCGGCGCGCGCGGCGAGGAGGACGUGCGCUUGCAUCCCUUCUUCAAGCGCAUCGACUGGUCGCGCAUCGAGGCCAGGGACGUGCAGCCGCCUUUCAAGCCUAAGAUCAAACACCGCAAGGACGUGUCGAACUUCGACAAGCAGUUCACCCAAGAGAAGACGGAGCUGACGCCGACGGACAAGCUGUUCAUGAUGAACCUCGACCAGACCGAGUUCAUGGGCUUCUCCUUCCUCAACCCCGAGUAUGUGCAGCACGUCUGAACCGACGAGGGUUGAGCCGCUCUUCCAACACUACAGAAGCUGACUUAGCACUCGCUGCCAUCGCUCCGAGGCGAGGGUAUCUCUCCAUCUGUCGACUGUCUCUGUCACUCUCACGACGCCAGUCGUUCGCUAUCUCGUUCAUUCUCGACUGUAAGCUACGUUUCAUUCGGAACCGUAUUUCCAGUGUUCUCAUGAAUGGGGAUCGAUGAGCAUAUGAUAACAAAAACAACAAAAAAAAAGCUCAUUCCCGUUUACUUUUUAA